Postia placenta MAD-698-R-SB12 is the source of this 1830-nucleotide messenger RNA. RefSeq lists its product as hypothetical. The coding region runs from base 1 to 1830 and encodes 609 amino acids. The record is from RefSeq and is a predicted model, not a curated record. Lineage: Eukaryota; Fungi; Basidiomycota; Agaricomycetes; Polyporales; Adustoporiaceae. The transcript has 7 exons.
AUGACAAGCCUUAGAGCAGGCACAAUCCCGGAAUUCUUGGACGCCGUCCACGCAAUUGCAUAUUGGGCUAUCGAUGGACUCUACUGGCUGGACGCGAAGCCGUCGACUUUCUUGACCUCCUUCGCCAGGGUUACAUCGCUAGCCUUCGCUUUCAAUACGCAAGACGUAUCUUCACAUAUAUGGCGCGCCCCUUGCGUUUCCACACAAAAGCCGAACGACUUGGUGAGGCGGAGCGGCUACGAGGAGGCAUAUGUCGUCCACGAUUUCAUCGCCUUCAUGCAGAAUCAUAACAAAACGGCUCUAAUGAGAGGCAUUCUCUUCCUCCAUCACGUCCUCGACAAGCGCAUUCCUAUAGACGUUGGAGCUCUCUGUGACUUGCUUGACUUACUGUGUGGGUUAAUCGUGACGUCCUAUCGCUUCAGAGGCAGGGCUACCCUUCACGAUGUGACGCUUCCCAAGAGUUGGUUGGUUGAGCUCACAAAGAACUUCGACAAACUCGAAAAUAGAGAAACGAAGCUUUUGAAUUUGUACAUGGCGCCCAUGCAGAGCAUGCUCGAACAGAUGUACACGGGUGAACACGCUUACCAUCUCCUCUUCGAACGUCGCGAUCUGUCAAGUCUCAACUGGCAAAUCAGGAACGUCUUCACUGUGCGAAUUUGCAAGAACUUAUGUCUUUUUGGAUACAACAUCAGACAGGACUGGCUGAGAGAUCAGGUACUCGCUACGGUGACAUCGCUGGAACAACAUAUGCGCAGGCCGGAUCAUCACCUUGAAAAUUAUGUCUCCGCUCGCACCUGGGAAUAUUUGGCUCGUCGGGUCAGGUCAUACUCGACGCUGGACACUUCCCUGGACGAGAUGAUCCAUGUUCAUGAUGCUAGCAGGACACCAGGUGAUCUCCCAACUUUCCCGAAUGUCCGACACAUCGUCUACAACACUAUUGACGAGAUCCCUAUCUUGCUCGACUCCCGACUCACAUCGCUUCCAAAGACUACACUCAGAGCCGACGCGACCCCGUUCGUACCUACCCACAUACGCGAGGCAGCGUUGAGGCGGGAUGCCGGUGCGCAAGACGCCCUGGAUGGAUCAACCUACGGUGGCAUGCGUGUAGGUGCUGGAGAAGAUGUUGAUGAGGACAACGCCAGAGAGGAUCAAUCCAGAAACUUCGAUGACGCGGCUCUAGUACUGUCCGCGGAGGACGCAAUCGCUGAUGCAUCGACACAGCCAACCGAGGAGGAGCUCGAUGCGGCGCGCAUACUCCUGCGUGCAUACCGGCGUCUGAGCAUACAGCGCAAGCGCGUGCGAGGGCGACGAAUGAAUCCGGUCCACGCCGUCAGAAGCCGUGUGUUCGCUGACUUUGGGGAGGCCUCAAAGGCUAUGGAUUGGCCACACAGGUACUACCGCAUGCUCUUCUUAGGAACCAUACCGCAUGCCAUAGUCUGCCUGCAACUUCUCAGAGAUCACCUUUUCAACGCCAAAUUCAGCGCGAGGAAGAUAUUGACCCAAGCGAUCCAUCAUGACCUCGAGAUGGUUCAGGCCCGUAUGACUGAGAUCGUUGCGCUGAUCAAGGACGUUCAACGUCUUCAAGAUGCGCUCAAGCAUGACGCGGACCUGCACAAACGACGCGACAUCGAAGAGCUGAAGAAAAGCGUAGUGGAGGUGAAAGAGUUGGCGCAGCGCAUGUCGACGUCGGAUUGGCAAGAAGAUCUUGAGUUGGCAUUCAAAGGAAUCGUCGAACCCAGACGCCAGCCGGUACAGAAGAUAAAGCCUGAAGUGAGUCUCGACGAUGGAAUCGAAGCGGAUACUAGUGGGUAUGACGAUGAAGGUCCAUAG